Drosophila pseudoobscura is the source of this 1864-nucleotide messenger RNA. RefSeq names its product 27 kDa hemolymph protein. Lineage: Eukaryota; Metazoa; Arthropoda; Insecta; Diptera; Drosophilidae. The transcript has a single exon. The coding region runs from base 257 to 1168 and encodes 303 amino acids. The record is from RefSeq and is a predicted model, not a curated record.
ACAUACCGAUGAUAAACAGAAUGACUAGAUAUUUAUAAUAUAUUUAUAAGCAGCAACUAGUAAUUACCUAAUUAAAUUAAUUUUUUGCUACUGCUAAACAGUUUGCUUAGUCUCACAAGCCAUUAAUGGUGGGUGAGGAAACAACUGAGUGUUAUUAAUCAAAUCAAUAAUAGUGCAAUAAAAUACAAGCAAUAUUUGUCAUCGUGCAAUUGACUUCUAAGCAAAGAGAUCAAUCAAUCAAUCGACAAUCGUCAAGAUGAACAGGAAAUUCUUGCCAAUUGCAGUCGGCGUGGUCCUACACAUACUGUUCAACAAUGUUGGGAUCCAGGCACAGCUCAACCUCGACCAGAUUGAGCUGCAGAAGCAGCUUCCGGAGGAGCUGCUGAAGUCGAACUUCACCAUCAACGAUGCCAAGGAUGUGUUUCGCAACAAGUGCAUAGAGGUGGCCGGCGAGGAUGCUGGCGGCAAGGCGUACGAAGAAAUUGAGUCCGGAUUUGCAGUUCUCAGCGAUUGCGUGAACGGCAUUGUCAACUAUACGACAAUGCAGCAGGAAAUCGAAGAGGCGAGCCCCGAGGGCGAGCUGGAUGUGGUUUUUAAUAAGUAUUGCAACAAGCGAUCCAGUGCCAUUGAAUGCUUUGAUGUGUUCACCGCCAAACUCUCGCCUUGCCUUGACAAGGAGGAGCAGGAAAGUAAGGAUGUUAUCAAGCGGAUCAUUCAGAGUUUAUUGAACUUUGUUUGCCACAAAGAUGGAGACCAAAUAGCUUUGUUUAUUGCUGAGAAGGGGCCAGAGUGCCUCGAGUCCGAGAAGGACAAUAUCCAACAGUGCCUGAAUAGCACCUUUUCUACGUAUCUUAACUCUGCGGAUAUCCAUGACAAUAAGAUCAAAUCAAUACCCAAACUGAUUGUCGGCCAGCGACAAUGUGAUGAUAUGCUGAGCCUCCAGUCGUGCGUGGUCCACCGGCUGGAACAGUGCACCGACAUAACGCCAGCCAAUCUUGUGGAAUCAAUGUUCAACUUUAUCAGAAACGAAACCCUAUGUCGCAACUACCAGAAAUCUCCCCUAACCGCAGCCGCCGCCAGCAGCAGUCCAGGCGUUCAGGCAAUGCCUUUCUUGUACUCUUUGUUUCCCAUGUUUAUUUUCAUGUUUGCUUUUCACAAAUCUGCAUAGUUCUAAGUUGCAAAAGUACCGCUUGAAUCUCUCGAAUAUCUCGAAUAUAUUUACUUUUUCAUUCGGCGGCACACACCUUAUCAAGAUUCAAAAGUCAAGUAAAUAAUUGAUGGAAGGUCGUGUGGUGUGUGCAUAUGGAUUUUAUGGAUAUUAUUUAUGCACUGGAUUUACAUACAUACAUAUAUCUGUACUCGUUUUAAGUGUUUACUCAAAAUAUGUAAUAACUAAUUUGUAUUACCGGUGCUAGCACCAUUCCAUAGGUCAAACCCAAAUAUGGAGAUGGGCGUGCCACAUGGCUGGCUACUACUCUUUUGCACGCAACUCAGGCCGCGUUCAAGUCUCUAUAAUAGUAAUUUACAAAAUAAAAACAAAAAUGUACGACAGCUUAGACAUUGUCGUACCCUUUUGGCCAUGUCGUGCGUCCAUCUCUAAACUAUGUAUUAAAUUUAAUGAGGCCUUUGCUUUUUCAUGUCUAUUGCUUAUUGUUUUUUUUUUUUUGUCACGGCAAUGAAUCUUGUGUAUUAAUCUGAUCGAACGGAUCAAAACACCCAAUGGGAUCGGAUUAGGGAUAACUCUUAUAGCUCAUCAUGAAGUGGGUACGGGCUAAAGGAAAUUAUAUUUAUAUAUAUGUAUUGUAUGUUUUUUAAAUGAAUACAAGUAUCAUAAAUGUGCAAAUAAAGUGAUAUAAAUUUGAAA